This is a messenger RNA of Trichomonas vaginalis G3, 629 nucleotides long. RefSeq lists its product as uncharacterized. The transcript has a single exon. The record is from RefSeq and is a predicted model, not a curated record. The annotation marks the transcript as partial. Lineage: Eukaryota; Parabasalia; Trichomonadida; Trichomonadidae.
AUGUACAGAAUAGAUGUUUCAGAUUUUUAUGACUUCCAAGCAUUCAGAAAUAUGUGUCCAUUUAGAGACUAUAACAAAGCAGUCGAGAAUUUGAAACGUUUAGUCAUUUAUGUCGACUCUGCCCCAGAAUGUUAUGUCAUGAAAGAAUGGGAUGUUGUCUUUAACAAACCUAAAGCGACAAUAGUUUCAGAACAAGAAUGUAGACAGAAACUUAAGAAAAUAAAAGUCGUACAAGUUGGAAUGAAGAUGUUAGAUGCUUGGGAUAUCUUAUUGUCAAAGUUAGAAGAUUUUUCAGUUCGUGGUAUAAAGUUCUAUACACCUUCUCCAAACUUCUAUUCUAUCUUCACUGGAUAUAAAUACGAACAAGUAGAAUGGAAAGAAAAUGUUAUAGAAGCUUGGUUAGACCAUGUCAAAGAAAUUAUAUGCAAUGGAAACGAAAGAGUCUAUGAGUAUAUCUUAUGUUGGUUUGCAAACAUCUUACAACAUCCAAGUGCUAAAAAUGAAACUGCUCUCAUUAUAAUUGGAAAACAAGGAACUGGUAAGAACACUUUCUUUACAGAUAUCUUAUGCAAACUGUUAGAGGGCUAUUCGAACCCUAAUAUGACAAACUUAGAAAACAUCUGCGGUAA